Molecule: messenger RNA, 2475 nt
Organism: Lolium rigidum
Lineage: Eukaryota; Viridiplantae; Streptophyta; Magnoliopsida; Poales; Poaceae
Product: chloroplastic group IIA intron splicing facilitator CRS1, chloroplastic-like
Exons: 8
Coding region: 45-2204 (719 amino acids)
Biological process (GO): RNA splicing, via transesterification reactions
Molecular function (GO): mRNA binding
Source: RefSeq, a predicted model, not a curated record
CUUGUCGUCCACACGCCUGCGCUCCCCAACAAACCCAGCCCGCCAUGGCGCCACCUCCACUCCCCCUCUUCUCCCCGUCCCCAAAGCAGCCGCCUCCGCCACCAUGGCUCCACGGCCCCAACAUCCCCGCAUCCGUGACACCUCCAAACCACAUCGAGGCCCCUUCAAAGCCCCAGAAUGACCCGCAAAGGAAAACCAGCUCCUCCAGCAAUCCCCUCACCGCCGGCGUCCCCGGCGGCCGCACCCGCCGCGCCGUUCUCGGAAUCAUCCGCCGAGUCCGCUCCCUGGAGCUCUCCGACCCGCCAAACACGAAACCCAGGCCCGCUGCUAACAGCAGCACUCUCAUCCCUUUCAACCUCCCGAUCGACCGGCCGCAGGGAGGCCAAGAAGAGGAGAGGGAGAGGAAUGGGAAAGAGAGGCCGACUUCUAGGGCGGUUCCGUGGUCCGCGGCGAGGGACCAGGACCUCAAGGUCGCGCUGCGCCGGGAGAAGAAGGUGCCAGAGCCGACGCCCGCUGAGCGGGUGUUGGAGGCGGCCGAGCUGCAGCGGCUGCGGCGGGCGGCGCGUGGGAUGGACAAGUGGGUGCGGGCCAAGAAGGCCGGGGUGACGGACGAGGUGGUGGAGGAUGUGCGGAGGGAGUGGUCCAGCGGCCAGGAGCUCGCUGGGGUUCGAGUCGUCGAGCCGCUCCGGCGGUGCAUGGACAGAGCAAGGGAGAUCCUGGAGGAAAAAUCAGGAGGCUUAGUUGUUUGGACUAAAGGAGAUAUACAUUUCGUAGCUAAUAUUCAGAAAGUUCCCGUGUUAAAAUGUACUAUCCCUGAGCCCCAAAGGACAUAUGGAAGCAUCUCCGGGUCUUUAAGCAAUGGCAAUGGUGGCGCUCAUGGUGCUUUCCGAGAGAUUGAUCAAAGCAUUGGUGUUCAUACAUAUGAAGCACCUAUCGAAGGAACACUCUAUGAAAGGGAAGUCAACAGACUGUUGGACAGUUUGGGACCUCGGUUUAUAGAUUGGUGGUGGAACACACCACUGCCUGUGGAUGCUGAUCUCCUUCCACAAGUUGUCCCAGGUUACAAGACACCAUUUAGACAAUGUCCUCCUGGUGUGAGACCGACACUAGCAGAUGGGGAACUGACAUACUUGCGCAAGCUUGCACACCCUUUGCCGACACAUUUUGCCCUAGGCAGGAAUACAAAACUACAGGGUUUGGCUGCUGCUAUUCUAAAGCUUUGGGAAAAGAGCCUUCUAGCAAAGAUUGCAGUGAAAGUGGGUAUCCAGAAUACCAGUAAUGAACAAAUGGCGUGGAAUCUUAAGCAUCUUACUGGAGGAACUAUCAUAUUGAGAAACAAGGCUUUUAUUAUUCUAUAUAGAGGCAAGGAUUUUCUUCCUGGUGGAGUUAAGCGGUCUGUUAUUGAACAAGAGGCACGGGUAGAUGCCCAGCAUGUGAAGGAAGAAGAAGCCCGAUUAACGGUGAUUGACUCCCUUCAGAUAUAUGCUGGUUUACCAUCUGAGGAAAGUUCUGUGGGGACUUUCAGGGAGUAUCAGGAUUUCCAGGUUAACCAUGUGCAUGAAACAACUGAAAACAACCAGACCAUGAUAGAACUAGAGGCUGAGAAGCACAGAUUGGAGAAGGAUCUGAAAGACCAGGAACGGAGGCUUUUCAUUCUCACUAAGAAGAUUGAAAGAUCCAACCAGGCGCUGGCAAAGCUUCAUAGUUCCUGGAACCCUUCAGAGCCAUCUUCAGACAAAGAACUUUUGACAGAGGAGGAAAUGAUGAUAUUCCGAAAGAUUGGCCUAAAGAUGGAUGAGCAUGUGCUCCUUGGAAGACGUGGUAUCUUUGAUGGUGUAAUUGAAGAGAUUCAUCAACACUGGAAACACAAAGAGAUUGUGAAAGUAAUUACCAAGCAGACUCGAGCUUACCAGAUAACAUACACAUCGAUGCUGCUUGAAGUUGAGACGGGAGGAAUGUUAAUAGCAACACAAAAGCUCACAAACAGCCACGCCAUAAUACUUUACCGUGGAAAGAAUUAUCGCCGCCCAACAAAAUCAGAACCCAGUAAUCUUCUGACUAAAAGAGAAGCAUUACGAAGAUCAAUUGAGGUUCAGCGACGAGGGUCAAUGAAAUAUUAUGUUUGGGAGAGACAGAAAUCCAUUGAGGAAUUGAACUGGAGACUGGCCAACGUGACAAUGAGAAUCAGGAAACUGACCCAGUGAACAGUGGAGAAUUUAAACAGAGUAUGGAAAUGAAUUACGAUAUUGAAUAACCAUCUCACCUAGUUUUUUUUUCUGUUUGUCACCUACACGCUGCAAAGCCCAAAGAGAGCAGGGGCUUCCGUUAAUCAGAUGAAAUUGUACAGUACAAAUGAUGAUUGUGUUGCAAUUGUAGAGUUGUAUAAUUUUCUGUUCAUGUACAUAUUGGCAUUUCAGCAAAUCUAUUCUCCACAUUUGGUGAUAAUGAAUGAGAAAAGCAGUUUUUUUUUUGGUA